Molecule: messenger RNA, 456 nt
Organism: Fraxinus pennsylvanica
Lineage: Eukaryota; Viridiplantae; Streptophyta; Magnoliopsida; Lamiales; Oleaceae
Source: the annotation of a GenBank genome assembly
AUGGCAGGCAUAGAGGAAAACGACGAGUUCUACCUGCGGUACUACGUGGGGCACAAGGGAAAGUUCGGCCACGAAUUCCUAGAAUUCGAGUUCCGGCCCGACGGAAAGCUGCGGUACGCCAAUAACUCUAACUACAAGAACGACACAAUGAUCCGUAAGGAGGUUUUUGUGACCCCUUCCGUCCUCAAGGAGUGCCGCCGCAUUGUAUCCGAUUCCGAGAUAAUGAAGGAGGAUGACAAUAAUUGGCCGGAGCCCGACCGUGUGGGGAGGCAGGAGCUGGAGAUUGUAAUGGGGAACGAGCACAUUUCGUUUACUACUUCGAAGAUUGGUUCCCUCAUGGAUGUGCAGACAAGCAAGGAUCCCGAAGGCCUCCGCAUCUUUUACUAUCUGGUUCAGGAUCUGAAAUGUUUCGUGUUCUCUCUCAUCUCAUUACACUUCAAGAUCAAACCCAUUUGA